GUUCCGCAGGCCCCGCGGCUCCCGGGUUGCGGCUCCGAGUAGCAGCCGCGGUCCGAGUCGCGGCUCGCAGCGUACGGACGCGCGCAGUCCGCCCCUCCUUCCAGAGUCUUCGUCCAGAUCCCAGCAUGCCUUCCGAGACACCCCAAGCAGAAACGGGGACUGCAGGGUGCCCCCACCACUCAGGGGCACACCUGAGGAAAGGGAGCCUGGAGAAGGGGCCUCCGGGGGACAAAGAAGCCAAGGAGCGCCUGUGGAUCCGUCCCGAUGCCCCCAGCAAGUGCUCCUGGCAGCUGGGCCGGCCGCUCACCGACUCCCCGCACCACCACGCUGCCCUGACAAAAUCCCCCAAGAUCUUGCCAGACAUCCUCAAGAAAAUUGGGGACACCCCCAUGGUGAGAAUCAAUAAGAUUGGGAAGAAGUUUGGCCUCAAGUGUGAGCUCCUGGCCAAGUGUGAGUUCUUCAACGCGGGCGGGAGCGUGAAGGACCGAAUCAGCCUGCGCAUGAUCGAGGACGCCGAGCAGGCGGGGAUCCUGAAGCCCGGGGACACCAUCAUUGAGCCCACGUCCGGGAACACAGGGAUCGGGCUGGCCCUGGCUGCUGCCGUGAAGGGUUACCGCUGCGUCAUCGUGAUGCCGGAGAAGAUGAGCAUGGAGAAGGUGGACGUGCUGCGGGCCCUGGGAGCCGAGAUCGUGAGGACACCUACCACGGCCAGAUUUGACUCCCCGGAGUCCCACGUGGGGGUGGCCUGGAGGCUCCGGAACGAGAUCCCCAAUUCUCACAUCCUGGACCAGUACCGCAACGCCAGCAACCCGCUCGCCCACUACGACACCACCGCCGAGGAGAUCCUGGAGCAGUGUGACGGGCAGCUGGACAUGCUGGUGGCUUCGGCGGGCACGGGCGGCACCAUCACGGGCAUCGCCAGGAAGCUGAAGGAGAAGUGCCCGGGGUGCAAAAUCAUCGGGGUGGAUCCCGAGGGCUCCAUCCUCGCGGAGCCCGAGGAGCUGAACCAGACGGAGCAGACGGUCUACGAGGUGGAAGGGAUCGGCUAAGACUUCAUUCCCACGGUGCUGGACCGGACGGUGGUGGACAAGUGGUUCAAGAGCAACGACGAAGAGUCCUUUGCCUUCGCCCGGAUGCUGAUCGCACAGGAGGGCCUGCUGUGCGGUGGCAGCGCGGGCAGCGCCAUGGCCGUGGCCGUGAAGGCUGCGCAGGAGCUGCAGGCGGGCCAGCGCUGCGUGGUGAUCCUGCCGGACUCUGUGCGCAACUACAUGUCCAAGUUCCUCAGCGACAAAUGGAUGCUGCAGAAGGGCUUCCUGAAGGAGGAGGACUUCACCGUGACCAAGCCGUGGUGGUGGCACCUCCGAGUUCAGGAGCUGAGCCUGUCGGCCCCGCUGACGGUGCUGCCCACGGUCACCUGUGAGCACACCAUCGAGAUCCUCCGGGAGAAGGGCUUCGACCAGGUGCCCGUGGUCAACGAAUCAGGGGUGAUCCUGGGCAUGGUGACCCUGGGGAACAUGCUGUCGUCUCUGCUCGCUGGGAAGGUUCAGCCAUCAGACCAAGUUCAGAAAGUCCUCUAUAAGCAGUUCAAACAGAUCCGCCUGGCGGACCCCCUGGGCAAGCUCUCGCACAUCCUGGAGGUGGACCACUUCGCACUGGUGGUGCAUGAGCAGGUCCAAUCACGGGACCUGGCCUUGCGGGGCGUGGUGGGGGGGCCCUCAGACCACAGCAACGGGAAGUCCAGUAAGAAGCAGAUGGUGUUCGGGGUCGUCACUGCCAUCGACUUGCUGAACUUCGUGGCCGCUCGGGAGCGUGACCGGAAGACCAAGCCGGGGAGCGCCACGGAGCCCAGAGCAGCCGGGGACACCGCACAGCUCUGACUGCGCCCACGCCUCCUGGUGUCCGUCCUCUUCUGCAUUUGUGAACACAGAACACACACGCGUGAACUCGGGCUGCCUGGCGCUGGGCGGCGGCGUAGCACAGCGGGUGUGGGAUGCUUAGCCCGGGGCCGCGCGAACAUCAGCUUCCCUUUCCUAACACCGGGCGCCUCAGUGAAUCUAUUUAUGGUUAGAGUAGCUGUGUCUUUCUUUACCUUCUAAAACGUUUCCACAAGAAAAUCGUACUGAACAGAACUCAGCCAGGCAGGUGGGCCCUGCAGCGAAUGACGGGAGCAGGUAGAUAAAAGCGGAAGAAAGUGCUUUUCUGGAGAAAACCCAGAAUGGGGAGCGGCAGAAAGGCGGCCAGGGGAAGGAUGGACCGGUCCGGAGCCCUCACUCGGCGGUCCUGUCCGCUGGGGGCUGGGCUGCUUAGAGUGACUUCAGUGUUGGGGGGGCUCUUGAUUGAGGUGAAAUUCGCAAAACCUUAAAUGAAUGAUUUAAAAACGUAGGUUCUCGGGGCGCCUGGGUGGCUUGAUUGUCUGACUUCGGCUCAGGUC
Messenger RNA from Hyaena hyaena (striped hyena), 2431 nucleotides. RefSeq names its product cystathionine beta-synthase (gene CBS). Gene Ontology annotation, cellular component: cytoplasm. The transcript has 17 exons. NCBI's taxonomy places the organism in Eukaryota, Metazoa, Chordata, Mammalia, Carnivora, Hyaenidae. The record is from RefSeq and is a predicted model, not a curated record. Gene Ontology annotation, molecular function: cystathionine beta-synthase activity; cysteine synthase activity.